UCCGCUAUCUGCAGUCGCUGUGUCCUAAAGGAUCUUUUCUAAUGUUUGUGCACGUUUUGGAGUAGCUAAUGCUUAACUCUCAUGUAUAUAUAGAAAGUAGUUAAGCAGAAAGUAAAGGAAAGAUCCGAAGAGCUUUACGUUUGGCAGAAUGUCGAGCUCCGUAGCGUUGCAGACGCACGUCGCUUCUAUAAUAGAAGCGUUAAUUCACGCCGCGAUCGCUGAAAUGAGCAAAAUCAUUGGAGAAAAGACGCUCGUACUUCAUGCUAGUUAUGUUGCAAGCGACUUAUGUGAACACGAGGAGACACAUGAAAAACUAACGACGGAAAAGGAGCACAGAAUGAGGCAGUUUGCAUCAGUUAUGGAAAUAUUGGGCAACGAGGCGCUUGGCAAAAUAAUCAAACUCGUAGAUGAAACCAGAUUUCUGUUGGGUCUUGAGUGCAAAACCUUUUCAGGCAAGCGAGCGAAGCGACCAGGCUGCGUCUUGAACAUUCUGUCCGCCGGAGGACUUGAAGAGGAACAUUCGUAUGAUGGAAGUGCAAGAAUGCUGAACAUGAAUAAUGAGUCUGAUACGGCCUUGGAAGACGGUUCAGAAUCCCCUCUUAGACUGGCUGUAUCGAUCAAAAAUGAAUUUGGAGAAGUUGACUUGCAGUCCAUCACUGCAGUCCACUUAAAAGCUACUUCAGAAGAUGAGGUAACGUCUGCUUUACAAGAAGGUAGUGAAUAUCCUCUAGACAUCAUUACUGUCUAUGGAAAGACAUCAUAUAUUUGUUCGGAGUGUGGCAAGAGCUUCUCUUCUCAAGGCAACCUUAAAUCGCAUCAACGCAUACACACUGGUGAAAAGCCUUAUGGCUGUGUCCUCUGCGACAAGCUUUUGCUCACAAACAAAGCCUGA
Messenger RNA from Triplophysa dalaica, 892 nucleotides. RefSeq names its product zinc finger protein 836-like. The transcript is spliced from 5 exons. Gene Ontology annotation, cellular component: nucleus. Bases 149 to 892 code for a protein of 247 amino acids. Gene Ontology annotation, molecular function: DNA-binding transcription activator activity, RNA polymerase II-specific; RNA polymerase II cis-regulatory region sequence-specific DNA binding. The record is from RefSeq and is a predicted model, not a curated record. Gene Ontology annotation, biological process: regulation of transcription by RNA polymerase II. Lineage: Eukaryota; Metazoa; Chordata; Actinopteri; Cypriniformes; Nemacheilidae.